AUGACUUCCACUCCAGCGCACAGUGUUCCUUAUCUCGCUGCUGUCCAGCUUGCGGACCGUGCCAUUCAGCUGCAAGCGGAGCAUCAGAGAGCGGAGGCCGCCUGGGCAACAGAGAAGUCGGACUUCCUGAACGACAGAGAUCGUGCCGAGGCCGCCUGGGAAAUGGAGAGAUCAGAUUUUCUUAACGAGAGGACACGUCUGCUGUGCGAGAAAGUCGAUCUCGGGAUCGACAAAGCAGUACUCUAUACUGCUAACGAGAAGCUCAAGAAGGAGAAAGCAGACCUCCGAGCUAUCGUUGAGAAGCUGCGAGCAGAGAAUAUAUACUUACGCACCAAAGAACCUCUCUGCAAAGAGCCGCUGCACAUUUCAGCCGCGCACAGAGUUUUUGCGGUUCCCGAGCUGCUAGAGCAGAUUUUGUUGCAGGUGCCGCAUCCAUUACAAGAGGAGAACCACUACUGUGCGCCGGACGACCUCUGGUAUUUCUUGGAAAGACCGGUGCCACAGCUUUUCGAAAUGCAACGCGUCAAUCAUCAAUUUGCGGCCACGAUCCAAGGUUCAUCCGCAGUACAGAGGCGCGUGGGUCUAAUCGAGGUUUUGAACGGCCGUGAUGCUGAAUACUCCUAUGAUGCUUAUCUUGAACAUCCCAGCUACCAAGCUGAUCGCUCUGGUCUCAGACUCAAAUCGGCUGCUACAGAUCCUUUCCAGAAGCUCGACAGCGGACUGCCCAGUCUUGAGACAUGGCCUCAUGAUCGUCUCAGCUUGCUCGGCUCUUGGACUCGCACCAAGGUCAAUCUGAAGGUAACUGCAGCGCCGAAGGUGUUGUGGGAUACUUGCUUCUUUGACGGGCGAUGGGACAUCACCCGUAGGUACGAGUUUUGGACAGAGCGAAAGACCACAUGGGCAGAAGUUGUUCAGUGGAUGGUAUCGAUCAGAAAGGACUAUUUCGAGCGAUGGAUGGCCCUGCAAGCACUUUCAGAGAUAUCGCCUGACCUGUUCGCGUGA
Molecule: messenger RNA, 1002 nt
Organism: Cercospora beticola
Lineage: Eukaryota; Fungi; Ascomycota; Dothideomycetes; Mycosphaerellales; Mycosphaerellaceae
Source: RefSeq, a predicted model, not a curated record